Molecule: messenger RNA, 8205 nt
Organism: Etheostoma spectabile (orangethroat darter)
Lineage: Eukaryota; Metazoa; Chordata; Actinopteri; Perciformes; Percidae
Gene: sobpa
Product: sine oculis binding protein homolog (Drosophila) a
Exons: 8
Coding region: 543-3284 (913 amino acids)
Biological process (GO): animal organ development
Cellular component (GO): nucleus
Source: RefSeq, a predicted model, not a curated record
AGUAUUGUGGUGUUAAAUGACUGAAGCAGUGAAGUCUGUAACCGAUAGAAAGACCCAAUUUCAUUAUGACCAACAGCAGUAGAUUUUAGGACUCCACUGAAGAACAAUGUGUGACUGGACGACUGUGUGUGGGCACCUGUUUGCUGCUUGCAGACUGUCACCAUGAGGGAGCAACGUUAAAUGGAUGUGACUGCUCUGAUUGCACUCCAUGGGAAAGCGAGAAGAAAUAGCCAACCUCUGAUCAUCAACGCGUCAUAUAAUGUUUCAACGGACGCCCCUCCCCCUGUCUCGUUUUUCCCCCCUCACUCAACCUCUCCUUUGACUCACAGAGGCGGCUCACCACUGGUGCACGGACCGUGGAGGAUACGGGCAGAAGAUGGCUGACUUAGCCGCGCACCUCAAGCCCUCGGCGGCAUCACCAGCGUCACACGGGCCGCUGAAAAGCUGCAAGACAUCCGCCGUCUGGCGACUGUAAACAGCUGCCGCUGCCUCUCUCACCCCCUCCUCACCCCUCCUCACCGCAGAAGUAUCUCAGAGAAAACAUGGCAGAGAUGGAAAAAGAGGGCAGACCUCCGGAAAAUAAAAGAAGCCGAAAACCAGCUCACCCGGUCAAAAGGGAAAUAAAUGAAGAGAUGAAGAGUUUUGCAGAGAACACCAUGAACGAGCUGCUGGGCUGGUAUGGCUAUGACAAGGUGGAGCUGAGAGACUCUGACAACCUGGAGAUAGGGGAGACGCCACAGCACAUCUCUGUCCUCAAAGAAAACUUGUUGCCAAAAAUCCCAGCUUCAACAGAGAGCAGCGAAGCCUCUCCGGAUCGAGCCAACAGCUCCCAGUCUUUGCCAGCCUCCAGGAACGGAGUCACAGAGUCCUCCACCACUCCGUCCACCUCCAUGCCCAGUACCAAGGAACAUGGAAACCUGCCCAUCAUAGUCCCCAUGAUCCCCCCGCCACUGAUCAAGCCCUCUGCAGAUGAAGAUGCAUCCAAUGUGCAGAUCAUGUGCGCCUGGUGCCAGAAGGUUGGUGUCAAACGCUAUUCUCUGAGCAUGGGGAGUGAGUUGAAGAGCUUCUGCAGUGAGAAGUGCUUCGCCGCUUGCCGCAGAGCCUACUUUAAGAGAAACAAGCUGGGAUAUAUAAGGAAUUACACUGCGAGAGACGACGAUGGCCUCGGUGGGAAAUUACCCCAGCACAGCUUUACUCAGGACACGCCCAGGCUUGUCUUCAAGACAAACAGCGAUGUGCUUGUGUGUGACUGGUGCAAACAUAUACGCCACACUAAGGAGUACCUGGACUUUGGUGCUGGUGAGCGAAGGCUGCAGUUCUGCAGUGCCAAAUGCCUGAAUCAAUAUAAGAUGGACAUUUUCUACAAGGAGACCCAGGCGGCACUGCCUGGAGCAUUGUGUAACCCAGGACAUGGGGCUGGUGGGGAUGGUAAGAUGGAGUGCGGUGGAGGGGUCCAGCUGCUUACUCCUGAAUCCUGGGGGACGCCGUUAACAGACUUCCGGCGUAAAGCUCCUUCACCAGGGGGGCCUAACAACACCUCUGCACUGGCCCCUUCCACUUCUUCUGCCACCCCACCCUCGGACACUGCUGCCGUCUGCUCCCCCUCCUCCUCCUCCUCAGCCAAGAUCCCCACACCCAGACCCCACGAGAGCCCCACACUUCACCCUCCGCCUGUUCCCACUUUGCAUCCACCUGUCGGGGUUCCUCCUGGUAGCCCUCCCAUGGUGAUGACACCCCGGGGACCCAUGCCCCUGCCACUGUUCAUGGAGCAUCAAAUGAUGCAGCAGAUGCGUCCACCAUAUCUUCGACCCUCUGCCCACCCAGGGGGGCCCCAUAGCCCCAUGUCAAACCCUAUCAUCCCUGGUAUUGGUCCACCACCUCCUCCUAGGACCAUGGGUUCAGCGUCAAGCCCCAUGCACAGGCCCCUGCUGUCUCCACAUGUCCACCCCUCAUCCAAUCCCAACCCUGGCAUGAUGCACCAUGGUCUCCCCAUGCCAGGCCUACCCCCUUUCCCCCCAGUCAACAUGAUGCCCAAUGGACGCAUUCCUCUGCCGCCAAUGAUGAACUUUGGCAUGGCGUCCUUGGCCCCAUUGGUACCCCCACCAACUCUCUUGGUCCCUUAUCCUGUCAUUGUACCCCUCCCAGUCCCAAUCCCUAUUCCAAUCCCAAUUCCCUUCAGCCCCAAAACAUCCAGGGACCAGCCAGAGAGUAGUGGCACCUUCCGCAGUGCUCCAGAGUCAUCCGAAGCUUCAGCUUCUGGACCUCACUCUCCACGUUCCUCUGGUGGUGACAGAGGGGAGCAGAAAGUAGAGCCAGCUGAUGCAGAGCAUCUCUCUCCUGGACACUCACAGAGAAGCAGGACAUCGCUGGUGGAUUUGACAGUUAAGGCAGAGGAUAAUUCAGGCAACCUGUGUCUAACCAGCGGCCCUGGACUGAUGGAUGGGGUGAUUGAUCUAACUGUGGGCCAGAGGCCAUGCCAACAGCAGGUAAUUCAAAGGAUGCUACCUGGGGUCCAGGUCAAAAUAGAGGCAGAGGCUGAAUCAAGAUCUUCACCAGCUGCUGGGCUUUUUUGGGAAGGGAAGGGCAGUCGUAAUGGGGGGAAAGGGGCCCUCUCACAGGACCUUCUCAGUGCUACGAAGCUGGAAGGGGUCACACACCUAAACACACUGGAAUCAUCAGGCCCACCCUCCAGCAACAGCAGCUCUUCUUGCCAUGAGGAUCUUCCAGUGAGCCAGCUAAAUCCUUGUAACUCUAACCAUACCCCACCACCCUUGCCCAGCACAGGACAGACCCAACCCCUGCCCCACCUCCAAACUAGCCCUGCUGCCCCACGUAACGUCAUAGUCAAUGGUACAGGAUGGCAUUCCCUUCUCACUCCUGCCUUUGAGUCUUACCCUGAUCGAAGAGGAGACAGUGUUGCAGGAGAAGGAGAAGCAGAGGAGCAGGCAGCCAACGGUGAGCUGGAGCAUGAGGCACUGAAAGAGAACAAUUGCUCAGUUGUAGAUUGGGAGCCGGGGAAGCGGGGCUCAGUGCAAGACGAGACAGACACAGUGGAGGGUAAGCCAGAUCCUGACUCCAACAUGGAGGAAGGUGAGCACGCCUAUGCCCUGCCGCUGCUGUCUACCGGAGGCUGUGUGGUCAUCCAGCCUGUGCCAAAGCCUGCCGCUGACAAGACAGCCAUCCUGUCCUGCUCCAUCAGUGCCCCUUUAUCAGCAGACGGGAGUCCUGAGCUGGAGCCGCCGCUAAAGAGAAGGUGUCUGCGAAUCCGCAAUCAAAACAAAUGAGAUGGACGCUCUGAGGACCACAGUGCCAUCAACGAAUCUCACUUGUCCACCCCAUACCUCCAAAUCCAACCCUUCCCAACUACACCACCGCACACACACACACACACACAUGCACAUUUUUCUUGUUCUCAUUCAUCGUCCAGUCUACCAGCACCACAAAUCGCCUUCGACGACUGAUGAGAGUCCAACCAAACAUAUUGAUGUGUAUCCUAGUAGAGCAGACAGGACUCCUUUUGUCCAUGUGACAGACCCUCUGAUGGACUGAACGUCCACGGACUUGAUGUUGUGGCCAGCAGGAUUGCUUGACCUUUGAACUGCAGACAGCAUAUCCCAGCAACAGCAGGACGUUACCCAGCUGCUUCUCUCCUCACUUAGAGACUCUCAGCCCACACUGCCCCUUCUACCUGAUCUACCCUCCCCUAUCAAAGCAAGUGUUCUCCAUACUGUCUGUUACUAUGGAAAGCACCAGAGUGAUAGGUGAAGGAUCCCCAAAGACAGAUUUCCAUCCACCAAUGAAAUGCUCCAACCUGGUAGCACACCACAGGUACAAAAAUCUCUGCUCCAGUAAGUGAUAAUUUUUCUUCACUCAACUUGUCACUAAGGUAUAAACUGAUCUCUCGCAGUUGAAAGAUUCAUUUUUUGGGGCUUAUUCCCUUAUUCCAGAGUGACAGUGGAUAGACAGGAAAAGUGGGAGAGAGAUGGGGGAUGACUUGAAGGGCUGCAGGUCGGAUUCAAACCCAGGCCACUGCAAAGGCCGCAGUCUAUAUGAGGGCGCACACGCUCACCGGGUGAGCUAGAGGUCCCCCCAUCUUUCCAUGUUUAGAUCGUAGAGCCACAGAGCUGAGAAAAAAUAGCCGAAAGUCUGCUCUAUCUAACCAGCAAAAAUGUACUUGCCAACCUGCCACAAAAUGUUCUGGGUGAUUCUGAUGGAUGGUAGCGAAAAAGAAGCAGAACAAGCAUGAAUACAGGUAAUGCAAUAUAGCUAAGGGGCAAAUUAAAGAGAUUUUUCAAUCAGAGGCUGGAAAACGGUCCUUGCACAUAAAAUCACCAAUUAUUCCUACUUAAUCAGCAAACUGGAGAAAACAAUAUUAAAUUUCACCUGCAAGUAAUAGUGUGUUGGUGGAAUCAUACAAUAUCUGCCAUAUUUUCCAGUAGCAUCUAUUUGUUUGCUCUUGAAUCAAAUUGAAAAACAAGUUGUUACACAAGAAGGAGACAGAGCUUUCAUGAUAAUCAUUCAUACUAUUGACAUUUUCACACCCACUGGAAUGCUGUCUGUGUUCUUAAACAGUAAGCCAUACUAGUAACAGUGAUCGGUUCACUGCUGUUAAAGAAGAGUUCAAGGCUUACUGCACCUCCAAAACAACUGGGAUGGCAUGGCGAUGUAGAAACUCUGCCAAUCUGCAGUGGGUCCUUGCUACCGCAGGCUAGUACUCAAUCUUUUCUAUAAUACAUUACCAGUGAUGUUCCUGGAAUGGGCUAGUUCGAAACUGACUGCGCUGCAUUUAGAGGGGGCAGAGGGAAGCCAGCUCCUUCAUAAAUAAUCAUUUUGGGACCUGGAGGGAACUUUACACUACAGUUUUUCUACAAUUAACACUAAAGACAUAUUCAUUUUGGAAAUAAUUUGAGAAAUAUAUAUAGCAUUGCCUCUUGAUUGUCCACCAGUCCUGCCAACUUUUUUUGCCAAUAAUUAUUUGUUUUAAGUCAAAUUUAAAGCCAACAUUGUCCUUGAUUCAGUGGCAUGCUAUAUGUACAGCUUUUUGUCACCCAUCCAGUUUGAUCUGUUCCAGUUCCACUACAGCUUAAACGUCUGAGCCAGCAUUUAGUUUACACUCCUAUGGAGGAGGUACAUUGUACCAGUGCGAGACAAGGUGUUAUCAUAUGUUGAAGGAUUCUGGUGUGUUGAAACAAAACAUGUCACCUAGUUUUCAGUGGAAACAGGAUUUCAAACUGAAGAUUUGACCAGAUAAUUUAUAGUUGCCAAAAUACAAGCACUUAUUUAAAUAAAUAAAAAGAUACCGAAGAACACAAGUGGAUGUCAAAAACAACAUUACCUGAUCCUUAAUCAUGUGUAAUCAUGUGCAUUGCUUUGCAUCCCCAUCCUAUCUAUAACUGUUUUUCCUGUAGCUUUUGUUUUAUUGCUGUCAUGGUGAGACAACGUGUGAUUCAUUCUGUGUCCAAUACACAUACACAUAUUCACAUGUCACAAGCAUACCUACAGUACACAUACUCAUGUCUCACGCUCAAUGCACAUAGUACAUGUAACUGUGUGUACGUGUUUGUGUGAGGGAGUUGCAAGCAGAGAGCCCAGUUGAGAUUACAGAGUGUUGACUCAGAGUAAUCAGUGUGCAACUCUAUCUGUUGCCUGUUAGUUAGGCAUUUAGGCUUAGCUUGCUGCUAGCCAGGGCCCAGCUUUGGUGUCACUUUAAGCAAUUCCUUGCACCCGCUUCAUUUCUCUGCAAGUAGAGGCAGUGAAAAUGCUCUUUUUAAGCUGCUUGUUUAUGUCUUGUCUACCUUCUGCUGAAUUUUUCCAUUAGUAGAGAUAUUCCUUUCUGUAAUUCUUUCACAAAUACCCAGAAGCACAUCAUUUCUGAAAUUAAAGAUGAUGUCUGAAGAAUAGAUAUUGAGCAAUUGCACCCCUACUCCUAUACGUUUUCUCAUCCGGGAUCUUGCUAGUGAAAAAAACAGAAACCAGUAAUGAUGUAACCAAGAAACUGGACAUUGUAGUUUCCGUACUAUGGGAGUCAUACAAAAACAGGGCCAGGAUUUUAGAGGUCAUGAGCCCUCCAAACCUAAUUUAGUAUUUUUUUCUGUUCAAUUAUACUUUCUGUAAAUGCCAUCAAAGUUAUAAAAUACCCACUGUUUGUAGGUUUUUAUAAUGUUUAGUCCCCCCAGGUUGCAAAAUCAUACUGAGGACAUGGCUUUAGUAUCCUCAAUGGUAGCUAACACCUACGACCCUGUACAAAUCUGAGCCACUGAUACAGCCCUGUCCUUUGAAGCAGGACGGGUUACAGUUUCCUAUUUGUUAGUGAGUGAGCCUGCAUCAUGCAGUUAAAAAGAAGGUGAAAGGCUAUUCUGUUGGUCAACUCAACUGUUAGGUGAGGAGAACAGCAUUUUCUUUAUUUUAUUUUUUAAAAUUAUCCAUGUGUCCUGGUUAGCUCCUUUGUUAACUGCUACAAGCUAACGCUUUAGCAUACGCUGCACUAAGGCUGACAGGCUGCUAGCAUUUUCAGGGAAGGAAGACCGACCUUUUGAAGGAAAAGAAAGAUUGUCAAUGUUAUUGUUAUAUGACAUUGUAGACUGAUCAUUCUAGCAGUGUGGAGAUGAAUAAUGGCUAUGUGGGCAGAUUGCCAUAAAAUGUACAGAUGUUGAUGUUGACGUUGAUGUUGAUCAGAGGAUGAACCCUUUCAAAUUUAGAUUCUGCAUGAGCUGUCGUCAAGCGCCGCCCCCCCAGUACAAAAUAUCUAUGUCGUACCUGACAUGCAGUAUCUUAAGCUAUGUUUUGAGUUAAAUGAAAGGAUUUUUACCCCUCUGCCAAAUGUCGCUUAGCUUAGCUUAGCAUGAAGACUGGAAACAGAGGUAAAGCUUUUCUAGCUUUGUCCAAAGUUUAAAAACAUCUGCCUACCAGCACCUUUAAAGCCUAUUACCUAACACAUUAUAUCUUGCAGUUUUCCAGUCUUUAUGCUAAGCUAAGCUAACCAGCUGCCAUUUGUAGCUUCAAAAGUGAAUUUCCCAAAAUGUUGAUUCUUCCUUUUAAUUUGCUCCCCCAAAGGACAAAUGGACUCUAAUUUUUUUGGUUAUCUAUUCCUGACCCUUCUUUUGCAAUCACCAGCCAAACGUGCAACUGUAAUCCUACUGGCUGAUCUCCCAGAAUUUCUCUAAGCAAGUCAUUAUCUAUACCAGAAAUUUCAUGUUAAUUUAAAAGGUGAAGGGGGCUUGAUUUUUGCUGAGGAACUAAUCAAAAUCUUUUGUAAUGUCUGGUUUUCUCUUGAUUCUCUUGUUACACACUAGACACACACAGACGACCAAUGUGCAUGUUAUGUCUGACCCUAAUCUGCACCAUGUUAAGUUGGCAUUGCCGGUAUGCUGUCCAUGUCUGAGACAGAUAUUGAAGAUAUGAGAGCCUAACUCUCACCUGGAAAUCCUGGACCACUGAAUCAGUCUUUGUGAUGGCAAACAGACUCGUGACAAAUCUCCAGCACUCCUUUUUUGAUGAUGGACUACAGGCCUGGUCAACAGCCUGAAUUAUGCAAUGACAACUAACUCCAACCCUAUUAUAGACGAGUGGUCCACAGACAAAAGAAAACAUGACAUGACUUCAUGUUACUUUUCAAAAACAACAGAGAAGUUGCCUUAACUCUUGCUUGUAUAAUCUCUACAGUUAAGACAAUGAUGCUCGCUUGUAAAGAAGAAUCUCCCUUCUUUGUACAAAAUGAAAUAUACCAGAAACAACAACUUUGUUAUCUAGCUAGUGUCAAUGUAUAGAUGAUCAGCUUUUUCUGUAACUUGUAUGGACCGUCACAUUUUUGCUAAGAAGAAACCCUCCUCCCAACUUCCUUGUUCCUAAACAUCCAAUCUGUUCAACGUUUUAACUUGUGGUGGACUGUCAAUCUUUUUGUGUACAUUUUAUAGUAUUAUUUAUUGUUGACAAGUUUUGCAUUUGCAAAUAAUUAAAAAAAAUGAAGGUGGUUUGACCUAAGCAUUCUAUUCCAAUGAAAAUGCCUGGGGAACAGUGAACAGCUCUUUUUAAUUAUUAAAAUGGAGAAAACAGUGAUAUGAGGAGAUGAUCUUCUGUCUUUUUAUUAUGACGUUGUAACAUGUGCAUAACAUGUGGCCAAAAUUGCUUUGGAAAAUAAUAUUUUUUUGUGUUGUAACAGUAUUUGUUUUAUCCAGUGAAUUGCUCAUGAAGACAAAUAAAUAAGAG